Messenger RNA from Symbiodinium necroappetens, 387 nucleotides. The record is from the annotation of a GenBank genome assembly. NCBI's taxonomy places the organism in Eukaryota, Dinophyceae, Suessiales, Symbiodiniaceae.
GCUUGGGUUCGCGACUUGGUGAGGCAGUCAACGGCGACAUGGCAAAUCGUCGUCACGCACUUUCCCUGUGGCCAUGAACAGGGGUUCUACAGAUCGCUACGUGCGAAGGGAUUAGAUCUCCUCAUCACAGGCCACCGGCACGAUCAGGAGUUGUGGACACCCGAUCAGCACUGGAAGAACCACAUGGGCAUGACCUGCAUUGUCACCGGUGGAGGAGGAGGGAUCACGUCAGAAGCCACUCCGAAUCCGAACAACACCGUGGAUUGGUACGGCGAAGCGCAGUAUGGGUUCUAUGACCUGACAAUCAGUAAGACGCAGAUCCUCGUCGAGUCGAUCAACUACGAUGGCACACUCCUGCUGACCCACACCGUAUACCCCAAAAACUAG